CGAUCAUGGCGUACCAGAACACCAACCUGAUGCCAACGCACAGCGACAGCACUGUGCUGCACCUGGGCGUGAAGGCUGGCCAAGUGGCCAACCGUGUGGUGUCUGUGGGGAGUCUCAGUCGGGCGAAGCUGCUGGCUCAGUUGCUGGACGACGCCAAGUUCGACACGUUCGAGUCGCCGAGAGGCUUCACGACGUUCACGGGCAAGAAGAAGGGGGUACCAGUCUCCGUCAUUGCAACUGGGAUGGGUGUUCCCAACAUGGACUUCGUCGUGCGGGAGACUCGAGCGGUUGUCCAGGGCCCGAUGAGUAUUAUCCGGUUUGGUACAUGUGGAAGUGUGCAAGAGGAAGUUACUCCGGGUAGCGUCGUGGUGAGCGGCAAAGGCUCCGUGAUGGUAACGCGCAACCCGGACGCAUUCUUUCCUGACGCAGCUGGCGAAGAUUGCUACCGAGUAUCACGAGUCAUGCCCGCAUCUCCAGCACUGUCUAAAGCGCUUGUCGCUUCGAUGGAAAGCAAACUUGGCGCGCUCCGUACUGAGCCUGCGAUUGGUGCUUCUAGUGACCGCGACAGAGUUGGCGUGUUUGAUGGACUGAACGCCACCGCCUGCUCCUUCUACAGCUCCCAGGGUCGUCUCGACUCCGAUUUUGACGACCGCAACGAGCACCUCGUGGAGGACCUGACGAAGACGCACCCAGAUCUCCACACGGUCGAAAUGGAGACCUUCCACCUGUGCGAAUGA
Molecule: messenger RNA, 737 nt
Organism: Phytophthora sojae
Lineage: Eukaryota; Oomycota; Peronosporomycetes; Peronosporales; Peronosporaceae
Exons: 5
Coding region: 6-737 (243 amino acids)
Biological process (GO): uridine catabolic process
Cellular component (GO): cytosol
Molecular function (GO): uridine phosphorylase activity
Source: RefSeq, a predicted model, not a curated record